Messenger RNA from Protopterus annectens (West African lungfish), 552 nucleotides. RefSeq lists its product as uncharacterized. NCBI's taxonomy places the organism in Eukaryota, Metazoa, Chordata, Ceratodontiformes, Protopteridae. The transcript has a single exon. The record is from RefSeq and is a predicted model, not a curated record. The coding region runs from base 1 to 552 and encodes 183 amino acids.
AUGAUCAAACAUUAUGCAAAUAUAAUGCAGGAAUUGCAACCAGAUAUUGAAGCCAUAGAUAAGGAAAUCAGUGAACAUCCGGACUUCCCAAGAUACAAGUAUGACUACCAACACUGUUUUCAAAGUAUCGAGCAGCACCUACAAAAAAUAAAAGUGACCAAAAUCAAAAAAUUAAAAAGAGAUCAAGAGCAAUAUAAGGCAGGUACAGCGUAUCCUAAGCCGCCAGAGUCACAGAUUCAAUCUAAUAACAAAUUCCACAUCUUCAGAGAAACUGUGGAAUUAAACGAUACAAUGCAUGAAAAUUCAUCAUCAGUCAAUUCACAGCAACCUGCAGCAGCAGUUAACAUGAACAAUAAUGAUGCACAGGAAGAUAAUUUAAGGAGAAGCAAUAGGAUAAAAGAAAGGAAUAACAACAAUAAUAUCAACAGUGAUAAUAACAAUCAGCAAGGUAACAAUCCACAGGCAACUACGUCUCAUUCGAAACAGGGCUUUCAACGACGCAAUCAGAGAAAGCAGUGGAACAGGAGGAAGAAUCACAACCACAAGAGAUAA